UGGAUAAGGUAGCCCAGAGCUAGGUAGACAGCUAGAGAAUGCAGAUACUAGCUUCUCUGAGACUGGACAUCCACUUGCCAUAUAGAAUGCCUACCUAUUUACUCCAUACUACGUGGCCCAUACGUAUGACAUGGCCAGAGCCUCAGUUGUACCUCACAGGAGUUGGCCAGCCGAGGAUAAACAGAUCCCCUCCGCAACCUUGGCCCCCCAUCCCCAUCCCCAUCCCGAAACAUGUUUUUGUGCAUCUCGCAUGACCCUGCCAGCUGGCAGCUCAUCAAAAGGGUUUCUGAAGGAUGAGGGUUUUCCCACUGACCGCCUUUACAUCACAAGGGGACGAUCUGUGGGUAAAAAGUAAACAGAUCCCCCAAGCAACAUGGGGGGGGGGGGGGUUGAUGCCC
Messenger RNA from Colletotrichum phormii, 398 nucleotides. RefSeq lists its product as uncharacterized. The transcript has a single exon. NCBI's taxonomy places the organism in Eukaryota, Fungi, Ascomycota, Sordariomycetes, Glomerellales, Glomerellaceae. The record is from RefSeq and is a predicted model, not a curated record. Bases 131 to 355 code for a protein of 74 amino acids.